AUGUCUCGCAGCAUCCUUCGCACCACAUCCUUAGUGAGACUCUCGGCUGACGAGGCGUCAGCGGGGCGCGCCGCCUCGCCCCUGUGCGCCGCCGAGGCGCGCGAGCUUUCGGAGAGGGUGUCCGAGGAGGGGGUGCGGCACGAGGCCUGGGUGCGCGAAGCCUCCCCCGUCUCGAAGGAAGGGAGCUUGGAGGAGGCCUCCCUCGAGGCCGCAGAGGACGCCUCGAAGGAGCGGAACCUUGAGGCUCGCUUGGACGGCUCCCUCGAGCCAGAGGCCUCCCUCGACGCCCCAGCAGACACGCCCCCCUCGAAGGACGCGACCUUUGAGGCUCGCUUGGGCGGCUCCCUCGAGCCAGAGGCCUCCCUCGACGCCCCAGCAGACACGCCCCCCUCGAAGGACGCGACCUUUGAGGCUCGCUUGGGCGGCUCCCUCGAGCCAGAGGCCUCCCUCGACGCCCCAGCAGACACGCCCCCCUCGAAGGACGCGACCUUUGAGGCUCGCUUGGACUGCGAGCCAGACGGCUCCCUCGAGCAGGCGUGGCCCUCGCGGAAGGACGCCUCGAACGAGCGCUCCUUGACGGAGCGCCGCGAGAAGUCGCCGAACGAGAGGCCUCGCAGCCUCCCCCCGAGGCUGGCGAGCGCCUUGACGGACGGCACGCUCGGCCUGCCCGGCCGCGGCCUGUCUCUGGGGACAGGCUGCCGAGUCCCGGCCGGCGGCGUGGAGGGCCAACUGCUGCCGGCCGUGGAGCUGUCGCUGACGCUCCCCUUCUCGUCGGUGAAGGGCACGUCACGCUAUCCGGACCCGGGAUCACCCGCCGCCGCCGCCUCGGCCUCCUCCUCGCUCGACGCCGCCACCGAUGAGGCGGCGCGCACGGCCGUGCUGGUUGCGAUCGAGGAGGCGCUCGAGCGCGUCGCGCAGGCCCGCUGGCUGCGGAAGGUUGGCCGCCUCGUCACCCCCGCCACCGCUUCCUCGCUGCAGCUGGUGCUGACCGCGCGGCGCGACCUGCGUCUCGUCGGCCUGCGCGCCGCCCUCGCCCUCGCCCCCGACGACGGCGGCGCGGCGCUCAAGCGGGUGAUGAAGCCGCUGCUCCAUGCCCACCGCGACGGGUCGCUGUGCGGCCUCGUCAAGGGGAGCGACGGGCUGCUGGAGUGGGACGCGGCCGGGCUGCUGACGUCGUCGUUUGUUCGUGGACGCUGGGCGAUGGCUCCCGCCUCUGCCUCCGCCCCCUCUUCGGCCUGCGUCGACCUCGCCGCCCGCGCCUCCCCCGCCGCCGCCGCCGCCGCCUCGGCCUCCGCCUCGCUCGACGCCGCCGCCGGUGCGGCGGCGCGCACUGACGUGCUGGUCGCGGUCGCGGAGGCGCUCGAGCGCGUCGAGCAGGGCGGCUUGCUGCGGAUCGUCGGCCGCCUCGUCACCCCCGCCACCGCUUCCUCGCUGCAGCUGGUGCUGACCGCGCGGCGCGACCUGCGUCUCGUCGGCCUGCGCGCCGCCCUCGCCCUCGCCGCCGACGACGGCGGCGCGGCGCUCAAGCGGGUGAUGAAGCCGCUGCUCCAGGCCCACCGCGACGGGUCGCUGUGCGGCCUCGUCAAGGGGAGCGACGGGCUGCUGGAGUGGGACGAGGGGCACAGGCUCUGGACCACCUACCGGGUCGAGCAGGACGUCUCCUCCAGCCUAGAGGCCUUGCUGCGAGUGGUGGACCUCGCCGCCCGCGCCCCCCCCGCCGCCGCCGCCGCCGCCUCGGCCUCCUCCUCGCUCGACGCCGCCGCCGGUGCGGCGGCGCGCACUGACGUGCUGGUCGCGGUCGCGGAGGCGCUCGAGCGCGUCGAGCAGGGCGCCUGGCUGCAGAACCUUGGCCGCCUCGUCACCCCCGCCACCGCUUCCUCGCUGCAGCUGGUGCUGACCGCGCGGCGCGACCUGCGUCUCGUCGGCCUGCGCGCCGCCCUCGCCCUCGCCGGCGACGACGGCGGCGCGGCGCUCGAGACGGCGAUGAAGCCGCUGCUCCAGGCCCACCGCGACGGGUCGCUGUGCGGCCUCGUCAAGGGGAGCGACGGGCUGCUGGAGUGGGACGAGGGGGAGGAACUCUGGAUGGCCCUCCGCAAAGUCGAGCUGCGGCACCCGCGCUUCGCUCCCAGUCCAAGCUUUGCAGCCCUCGACUUGCGGGCCGAGAUCCGCGCGCAGAGUGAGAACUACCUCUCCGACGUGGCGCUCGGCGAGCUGCUCAAGGUGCACUCGCAUGCGGCGGCCCCGCUCCACGGCUACGUCGCGCCGACGACGCGCGUGUCGCAGAUCGCCGUUGGAGCGCCGGCGGCGGGGGCGGUGUACCCGGUGGCCGGGGAGGCUCUGCGCUUCGUGUGCGGAAUGUGGGUGGGCGCUGUGGGCCUGUCCGACGAGGCGGGGGGCGUGCGGCCGGCCGAGGAGCUCGUCGCCGCCGGCGACGCGCUGCUGCCGAAGCUGCGCAGCAACUCCUUUGCCGGCGCCAAAUGCAGGUCGCACAAUUACGCCCGCUCCCGCGGCAAGCUGCGCGCGAUGGUGGUCGGACUUCGCGGGUGGAAGCCGCUGGCGCCGAGCCGCUGGCAGACCACCGACCCGCUCGCCACCUGCGCCGACAUCGGCGCCGCGCACGCCGCCUGCGGCCCCUUUGCCGCCUUUUGCCGGCGCGCGUACGUCGUGGACGGCGUCAUCACCGUCGAGCUCAUCGAGACGGCGUCGCACCCGCACAGCGACGCCCGCGGCGACGCCGACUUCCACUGGCGGUACACAGAGCGGCUCGCCGGCGGCCGACAGCUGCGCCUCUCAUUUCCGCUCAAUGAGUACGUCACCUCGGUGGUGACGGUCCACGAGCACAUCGACUUCGACAUCAACAAGCUCGGGCCGGAGGUGCGCCUCGCGCGGUGCGGCUUCUUCCUGCUGGACGCGCGGCGGGCGCCGCCGGCGGCCGGCUUCCUUCCCUUUUGCCUCUACACGCCCGGCACCUCGGGCCGCCCGCGCGAGCAGUACGAGCGCGGCGAGAUUCUCCGCGUCGAGCGCGGCCCGGGCACGCUUGUGGCAAUGACACGAGAGCUCGCGGCGGCGGGGUCGGCCGCCGAGCACGGCGUGCCGCGCUCGCCGAAGCGGGCGCUGCUCGUGCGGCUGCUGCUGCUGGAGGCGCUGGGCCGCGCCACCCUCGUCCCCGCGGCCGGCCCGAGCGCCGUGGAGGAGAGUGUAGACAGGAUCCGGAUCCUGGUGGCACUGUGCGACGAGUACAAGUGGCUGCCCGUGUCGUUUUGCCCGGUGAGCAUGAUUCUCGCCUGGCUGGCGUGA
This is a messenger RNA of Emiliania huxleyi CCMP1516, 3297 nucleotides long. RefSeq lists its product as hypothetical. The coding region runs from base 1 to 3297 and encodes 1098 amino acids. The transcript has 3 exons. Lineage: Eukaryota; Haptophyta; Isochrysidales; Noelaerhabdaceae. The record is from RefSeq and is a predicted model, not a curated record.